UUGCCUAUAGAUAACUUUGUUAACAAGGUUGAUAUCAUUUAUGAAGAAGAUAUUUAUGUAAAGCCAGAUAAUAUUUUAAUGCAAGCAUUGAAAGAAGAUGCUGAAAUACAUCUUAUGAUACAUAUGUCUAUUAAGACAGUAAUUCAUUCACUAGUUCUGAUUGAAUAUCUACUAACAUGUGAAGAAGGUAUCACUAUAUUGAGGGCUAGAAUAAUUAAAGAAGCAGCAUUUACAAAUAUUCAAUAUCCUAUAGGCAAACCUGAUGGUUAA
Funneliformis geosporum is the source of this 270-nucleotide messenger RNA. The record is from the annotation of a GenBank genome assembly. Lineage: Eukaryota; Fungi; Glomeromycota; Glomeromycetes; Glomerales; Glomeraceae.